This is a messenger RNA of Habropoda laboriosa, 1311 nucleotides long. It is a transcript of the gene Alg3, whose product is annotated as lethal(2)neighbour of Tid protein. Gene Ontology annotation, molecular function: dol-P-Man:Man(5)GlcNAc(2)-PP-Dol alpha-1,3-mannosyltransferase activity. The transcript has a single exon. The coding region runs from base 1 to 1311 and encodes 436 amino acids. Gene Ontology annotation, cellular component: endoplasmic reticulum. The record is from RefSeq and is a predicted model, not a curated record. NCBI's taxonomy places the organism in Eukaryota, Metazoa, Arthropoda, Insecta, Hymenoptera, Apidae.
AUGGCGCCGCGCAGAGAAUUUCGAUUUAACUCAAAUUCAGUAAAAACAUCAAAGAAAAGUACCAAGAAUUGGUACGAAAGUUAUUUAGAAUGGGGAAAAUUCAUUUCCUUGUUCACAGAUCCAAAGAAGUUAUUUUUAAUCGGAAGACUGUUCAUUAUUUUGGAAAUCAUUCUGAAUGUAUUGGUUAUCGAAAAGGUACCAUACACAGAAAUCGACUGGAAAGCUUAUAUGCAAGAAGUCGAAGGUUUUUUGAAUGGAACACUGGAUUACUCGAAGUUGAAAGGUGACACUGGACCAUUAGUCUAUCCUGCAGGAUUUAUUUAUAUAUUUUCUAUAUUAUAUUUCAUCACGGGACGCGGAGCAGAGAUAAAAAUAGCACAAUACUUCUUUGCAGUUCUUUAUAUUGUACUACUUACAUUGGUUUUCCGAAUUUAUGCAAAAACUAAAAAAGUUCCUCCAUAUAUUUUGAUCAUUUUGUGUUGUACAUCUUACAGAGUUCAUUCUAUAUUUACUUUAAGGCUUUUUAAUGACCCAGUUGCAAUGGUGCUAUUAUUUGCAAGCCUUAAUGCAUUUUUAGAUGAACAAUGGUAUUUGGGAAGUAUUCUCUACAGUAUGGCUGUAUCUGUAAAAAUGAAUAUUUUGUUAUUUGCACCAGCACUUCUUAUAGCUUAUAUAUGUAAUCUAGGUAUAAUCAGAACAAUAGUACACUUAUUCAUCUGUGCCUUAAUUCAGCUAAUAUUAGGUCUUCCUUUUUUAAUUGAUAAUCCAUUUGCAUAUAUAAAAGGUGCUUUCAAUUUUGGAAGAAUUUUUGAAUUCAGAUGGACUGUGAAUUGGAGAUUUCUACCAGAAGAUGUUUUCAUUCAUCCAUAUUUUCAUGUAUCACUAUUAGCAUUACAUGUAUUAACCUUGAUUUAUUGCAUACCAACAUGGAUAAAAUAUAUGAAAUCAUAUGCAAAAUUAAAACAUGUGGAGAAAAGCUUACAGCCCCAGCUAAAAAAGAAAGAAAAAGUAGAUAUGUCUACAGUAAGUCAAUUAUUUAUUUUUCCAAUGUUUGCUGCAAAUUUCAUCGGUAUGGCAUUUAGUAGAUCAUUGCACUAUCAAUUUUACAUAUGGUAUUAUCAUACAUUACCUUAUAUUGCAUGGUGUACAGAUUAUAGGACUGUGAUAAAAUUGACCAUUUUGGGUGUAAUAGAAUUAUGUUGGAACACUUAUCCAAGCACUGUUUUUAGUAGUGUUUCAUUACAUAUAUGCCAUUUGAUGUUAUUGUUUAGUUUUAUAAAAGAUAAAUCUAAUAGGGAAAAAGAAAAAUAA